GUGCGCGAAUUUACCGGCGUUUCGUCCCAUGUUUGAUAACUAUGGCUUCUGGGUCUAAGAAUGAAAUUGUCAAUAGAUUGUUGAAUGUGAGGGUAGAAGAGGCUGGGGGAGAAGAUUUACCCCCUCAAAACAUGCUACCUUCAAACCAACAAGCGAGGCAAAGUGGUAGAUCUGAGGAAGAGAUGGGGCACGCGAGUGAGCCCACACCUUCAUCAUCAGCCAUAGAAAAUUUGCCUAUACACAACACCGGAGGGCGUUUACACAAUUGGCAGGCGACGAAAACCACAGUAAAGGAACGCUUAUCAUUUCUAUUCAAUAAUGAAAUAUUGUCCGACGUACAUUUUAUCGUGGGCAAGGACGCAAAUCAGCAAGUGAUACCCGCGCACAAAUUCGUGUUAUCGGUAGGCAGUGCCGUGUUCGACGCGAUGUUCAACGGCGUGCUGGCCACGAAGUCGGAUGAGGUGGAACUGCCGGACGUGGAGCCUGCUGCUUUCCUUCAUUUACUCAAGUUCCUAUAUUCAGAUGAGGUUCGUAUUGGACCGGAGAGCGUCAUGACGACGUUGUACACGGCUAAGAAGUAUGCGGUCGCGGCUCUAGAGGAGCACUGUGUGGAUUUUUUAAAGAGCAACUUAGGUACAGACAAUGCAUUCCUUCUCUUAACUCAAGCAAGGCUGUUCGAUGAGCCACAGCUGGCUGCUCUGUGCUUGGAAAUGAUUGAUAAAAAUACAGCAGAUGCCGUUAAUGCUGAAGGAUUUACUGAUAUAGAUCAGGAUACUUUAAAUGCUGUGUUAGAAAGAGAUACACUGCGUAUAAGAGAAGCGAAAAUCUUCGCCGCAGUCCUCCGAUGGUCAGAAGCUGAAUGCAUUCGACGUCAACUGCCCGUUACUCCGAACAACCAAAGAAUGGUCCUCGGCAGAGCUUUCCACGCGAUACGCUUCCCACUAAUGUCGGUAGAAGAAUUUGCAAUGGGCCCUGCACAGAGCGGUUUACUUGAUGAUAGAGAGAUAGUCCAACUCUUUCUAUACUUUACAGUCAAUCCGAAACCGAACGUAGGCUUUCUGGAUACACCAAGGUGUUGUAUGACUGGUAAAGAGCUGACAGUGAACAGGUUUUCCCAAACAGAGUCACGCUGGGGAUACAGUGGGACAACAGAUAGAAUUAGGUUUACAGUCGAUCAGAGGAUUUUUGUGGUCGGUUUUGGAUUGUACGGCAGUUACUUUGGGCCGAGUGAAUAUGAAGUGCAUUUGCAGAUAAUACAUCUAGCAACAAAGAAAGUUUGUGGUUCGAAUACAACGACUUUCUGCUGCGACGGCACAGAUGACACCUUUAGAGCAAUGUUCAAGGAGCCUGUGGAGAUACUGCCCAAUACCUCUUAUAUUGCCAGUGCUAAAUUAAAGGGCACAGACUCAUACUACGGCACGAAGGGGCUUCGCCGUGUAACCGUCGACUGCAACAAUGGUGAAAAGGUCGCUUUCCAAUUCUCUUACGCGGCCGGCAACAACAACGGCACUUCCGUCGAGGACGGUCAAAUACCCGCCAUUAUAUUCUACAUUUAACACAUAAUCGGUUUCGCGGAACUUAUUCUGUGUGGACGGCUCGAGUUUUGUUCGUGAGGUUGGCAACACUGAGAGGUCGAAACGUCAAUGUCAAUGUGACUUUGACGUAUGGUUUGACAGUUGCAAAAUGGCGGGAUUCUGUGGUAGGUAAAUAAUGAAAAAUAUUGUGCUGAAUGCAGUCUUGGAUUUAAUUUGCUUUCUAUUUUAAGAAAAAUUAUAAAAUAAAGCAAUAGACUUGCCUUAAUUUUCAACUGAAUAAAGAAAAGAUAAAUAUCUAAAGGAUUUUAAAUAUAUUGUCUCUUGUGUAUUAAAUUUAAUAAACUUCCAAUAUUAGCCAUAUUCAUCAGAUAUUUGUUUUUAGGGUGUCUAAUAUCUAUGGUAACUUUGGAAUAGUAGAAUUUGGUGACCUUGAUUUUGGAAAUAAUAAUGCAUAGGUAUUAUGAGGAAUUUUGAAAAAUUUGCUUAAAGGCAUAUCUCAUUAGUCAUUGGUAAAAUAUUGUGGUUAUAGUAAAAUAGAGAAUAAAGCGUAGAAUUUCUAAUUAUCUAGGUUAUAGAAAUGUGAUGUUUUGAGCUACCUUAUAUAAUAUUGUUCCUAUAUGACUAAAUCUAUGAACAAAAUUUAUUCCUGGAACUACUACUACGAAUAUACUUGCAUAAAAUCAAAUAAUUAUUCUCAAUAAAGUAGAGAAUUUAAUCUAUUAUAAUGUUUACAAAUAUCUAUAUUCAUUAAAUAAUAAUCAAGUUCCCAUAUCUAUUAUAAUAUAUUUUACCAACUUAUUCUUCAACUUCCAAAAAAAUAUGAUAGUUUACUAAGUUUCCAAUUGGUAGCACAUGUAUUUGUGUAUUUUCUUUGUACUGUUCAUAUUUCCUUAUCCAUAAUAAUGCUUAUGGUGCAUAUAUUUUCUUCUCGAUUGUGGUCUGUAUGAUUUUUUGUACUUUAUUUUACUUCGAGUAAAUUUGCCACUCUUAUCUACUGUGUUUACUGCCACUGUUAUGUACUGUGUUAAAAAAAAUAUCAUAUGAGUUCUGUGUCAUUAAGGUAGGAUAGGGUCUAAAUUAAUAAUGUAUCGAUGUUUUGAUCAGAUUUGAUUAACAAUAUUGCAAACUUUUUAUGUCGAAUAACUUAUUGAUUAUGACAUAUUAUCACUAAGGGCUGCAUUGUAGAAACAAAAUAUCACAAUGAAAUUAUUUCCAUCUCUUUCUCUCAUCAUGCUAUCUCAACGUCACGAACAAAACGCUUAAUUCUCGUAUUAGACCUAACUGUGAUAGACAUUUAAAUUGUGUGUGAAUUUAUUUUUUUAGCUCAAUUGUGUAUCUACCGCCAAAUGGGUUUCUUGUAUAGUCUGUGAUAAACUUUAUGGACGAAAAAUCUACCUAUUUUGGUUUGUGGUAAUAUUUUUUUAAAACAUAAUGCUGGUAUUAUAUGAGUUACGUUGAUUUUUUGGUAAAAGAAAUUUAUAAUUAUUUAAUUUAUUCGAAUGUGGUUGGUGAUCAGAAAAAAAAUAAGUAAGGGUUAAUUUUUUAAGAAAAUUACUUCCUGUUAUCAUUGUGCAUUUAAUACAUUAAAAUAAGUAUGUAUUGGCGAAACUAUUAAUGUAUUGAAUGCGCUAUAGCUGACGUGAAUACUCGGUUUUAUUUUUUAACUAAAGCCGCUAUAAAAUUUGUCACAGACUACAAUAAAGGCUUUGUAAAACAGAUAUUCCUUCAACCAACUCAAUCUCAUUCUGUUUGUCAGAGCCUAAAAAAUACUAACGAAUAUCUACUAAUGUAUUGUUAUUUUAAAAUAAUUGUAAUAUAGAACUGUAAAUAUGUUCCUCCUCUAGAUGAAAGAUAAUUAUAUCAAUAUUGUCUUUCAGUAAACAUAUUUUUGUAAAAAAUGUAAUCCCUUUCCUUCGACGCUUAAAUUUGAGUUUAUCGUUAAACAUAAACACAAAAUUAAGCAUCGUUUGAGUUUGUAAUUAUUUAAUAGGGUCGUAUUAGCGUUGUGUGCUUAGAUAUUUACCCUUUUUGAGACACUACUCGAAUUAUGGAAUAACCACGUUUUGCAUGGUUAGCGCCAAAUAGUUUGGAUGGCUCUGAAGUUUGAUACGAAAGAAAACUUUAGAAUUUCAAAUAUACAUCGUUGUCGCGUAUUCUGUGAUGCGUUACCAUAGCAACGCUGAUGCGUGGGCGCGUUGUGUUCAUGAGCAGCCGCCAUCUUGAAUCUAGUUUUGGCGCAUAUCAUCUAAAUAACCCACAUUUACGCAUAAUAAAAUGUAAUCUUGUCACAAAACGCUAAUAAUAAGACCUCAUUUUAAACUAUUUCGGGUGGCAUACUGUGGUCACGAUAAAUAGAAGUGAAUAUGUAAUCCCACCAUUUCCGUGAUAAAUUCAAAAUAAAAAUAUAUUCGAUGAAUAAAUCAUAA
Messenger RNA from Colias croceus (clouded yellow), 3961 nucleotides. Its product is annotated as BTB/POZ domain-containing protein 2-like. Lineage: Eukaryota; Metazoa; Arthropoda; Insecta; Lepidoptera; Pieridae. The transcript has 4 exons. Gene Ontology annotation, cellular component: cytosol; P-body. The record is from RefSeq and is a predicted model, not a curated record. Gene Ontology annotation, biological process: neurogenesis. Gene Ontology annotation, molecular function: protein binding. The coding region runs from base 42 to 1556 and encodes 504 amino acids.